AUGGCGCAUCGACGGUCUCGCUACGACUCGCGCGCAAAACCCGACUCGGCCCCACCCGUGAACGCGUCGGUGAGGCACCCUAGCUCGCAAGAACGUCUCUCGUUGGGGUCUGUUGGGGCUAAAACGUGCGCCGAGUGGGCGCGGGACUCCCGAGCCGAACAAGAAAGACACGGGCGGCCUCAACGGAGCGCGCUGGAAGAAGGCCAGGCAGGCAGGGCAUGCCAAAAGAGAAAAAGGGGACGCCAGGCCCCGCCACCGUGGACCGAGUGCUGCCGGCCCCGUGGCAGAUCUCCGAGUGGACCGCCGGAGACGGAACGGGCGCCCAGCGCCGAGAGAGAGAGAGAGAGAGAAGAGAGCCUGCGCGGACGGGAUGCAGAGGGGCCCCCUUCCUGGCAGCCGCCGAGGCGCCGGGUGGGCCCCCAUAGGCGAGAGAGAGGCAGAGGCCUAUUGCGAACCCAUCGACCUCAGAUCGGGCGAGAGGACCCACUCGACCUAAGCAUAUCACUAAGCGGAGGAAAAGAAACUAACCAAACUUCCCCCAGUAGCGGCGAGCGAAGCGGGAAGAGCCCAGCGCCGAAUCUCCGGGCCCCAGCGGGCCUGCGGGAACUGUGGCGUGAGGAAGUCCGGUCCGGCUGUCGCGGCGGGGCCGAGGCUAGACCGAUAGAGCACAAGUACCGUGAGGCAGCCUGCACUUCUCCCGGGCGCGGCGCCCGCGAAAGGCUGGGCAUCCGGGCCCGCCUAGGCUCGCCUGUUGGGGUUCUUCCGGCCACCCCGGUUCCCCCGACCGGGAGGGGGCGGUCGGAGAGCCUGGAGACCGGCCGUGGUCGCGCCGGCCGCCCGGCCGAGGAAGGGACGACGGGCCGCGCCCGCCCGCGCGCCGCCUCCCCGCAGCGGCCGCCGGGCCGGGCCUCCCGGCCUGCCGGAGGGCCCCGCCCGCCUCGACCGUCCCAGGUGGCGCCGGGCCGGCGGUCCCCGUCCGGGCCGGUGUCGGCCGCGCUGAGGCGCCCCGGGUCGGCGCUGAGUAUCCGCCCCACCCACGAGCGCCGGUCGUCCCCCCGGCCGAACAAGAAAGACACGGGAGGCCUCGAGGGAGCGCGCCGGAAGGAGGCCAGGCAGGCAGGGCAGGCCAAGAGAGAAAAAAGUGAGACCAAGCCCAGCCAGCGGGGACCGAGUGCCGCCGGCCCCGUGGCACAUCUCCAAGUGGACCGCCGGAGAGGGAGCGGGCGCCCAGCGCCGAGAGAGAGAGAGAGAGAAGAGAGCCCGCGCAGACGGGCCGCAGAGGGGCCCCCCCUUCCUGGCAGCCUCCAAAGCGCCGGGCCGGGCCCUCAAUGCACGGGCGCCCAGUGGGCCAUUUUUGGUAAGCAGGACGGGCGCUGCAGGAUGAACCGAACACCGGGUUGGGGCGCCGCAUUGCGGCCGACGCUCAUCAGAGCCCAGAAAAGGCGUUGGUUGAUACGGGCAGAAGGACGAUGGCCAUGGAACUCGGAGUGUGUAACAACUCACCUGCCGAAUCAACUAGCCCUGAAUAUGGACGCUGAGCGUGCCGCCCACACCCGGCCGUCGGGGCAGAGAAAGAGUGGGACCGCUGCCCGGGUGGUACGCCCCGACGAGUAG
Acanthaster planci (crown-of-thorns starfish) is the source of this 1614-nucleotide messenger RNA. RefSeq names its product serine/arginine repetitive matrix protein 1-like. NCBI's taxonomy places the organism in Eukaryota, Metazoa, Echinodermata, Asteroidea, Valvatida, Acanthasteridae. The record is from RefSeq and is a predicted model, not a curated record.